This is a messenger RNA of Tachysurus vachellii, 1835 nucleotides long. RefSeq lists its product as uncharacterized. Bases 165 to 1334 code for a protein of 389 amino acids. Lineage: Eukaryota; Metazoa; Chordata; Actinopteri; Siluriformes; Bagridae. The record is from RefSeq and is a predicted model, not a curated record. The transcript is spliced from 3 exons.
CACACCACAAACAGGUGAGGCAAAGGGAGGGUUUGCCUGUUUAGACACGUCCCACAGGGGGCGGCUACAACACAACACACACACACACACACUUGGACAUAGAAGGAUGAGUUGCUGUGUACACACGUUCUCCAAAGGUCACUGUGGAUCUCUCAGGUGUAAGAAUGGACGGCGUCCUGGAGUCGACGAUCGCUCUGUGUGGAUGCAAGUUGCUGUGCAGCUUUCUGUGUCUUCCUGCUUUUAAAGACUCCAUCUCCUCAGUCAGCCUGUGCUGCGUUAGCCUCUUACUCUUCACCGAUCUGUCCAUCACCAUGUUCCUGGUGUACCUCUGGUCCGCCGCACCCAGGCCGAUGUCUUUUCACCUGUCUUCCGACGUCAUCGCUCUGCGCUUCAUGCUGUUCCUUAGCGACACUUACGAGGCUGUGUUGAUGCUGACGCCGCUGCUGGUGGCUGUAGAACUGCUGGUGCGUCUCUUAUGGGGCGGAGAGACUGCGACGUCGACCGCGGACCAAAAGGAAUCUAAAGCGGACAUGUUUUUAAAGGAUGUUGAUGGAGAUUCCUGGGAGACCGGACAACAACAGAAAGAAGAGGCUCAGGAGAACAACACGGUGGUGUUAAGAGCUUUAGGUUUCCUUGGUUGCCUCAUGCUGUGGUUCAUAUGUGGGACGUAUGCCGGGGUUAGCUGGAGGCAAGAGCAGGUGAUGGUGAGAUCCUGCCUGGAAGGUGGCAGCUUGCUCUCGACGUGCCUCCCCUGCCUUCUCUCUGCUUCUUCACCAGUUAGCGGGCAUUUAUUUUGGGCUCUACCUGCCGCUGUUCUCUUGCUAGCAUUCACCGCAGUUGUGAGCUUAAUCGUAGCAAAGCUGACCCCUAGAAUUGUUCCACCAGAGCUGCUCGGAUGCGUAGAGAAACGAACGCAAACACAUGUGCCCACGCCCAAGUGGACGUCAAUUGCUGCUGCGUGCAUCUCAAACAAUUACAAUGUUGACUCAGAAAAGACAUGGAACAGCUGCACCAUUCACAGCUCGCAUAAUAAGAGGCAGCAGGCUCGCGGAAAGCCGGAGCCAUUAUCUUGGAGAAUAGAGCUGGCUGACGGCUGUAAAUUAAACAGUGAAAGCGUCACACUCGUCUUGCCAGCCCACGGCACGGCCCCACACCCUCACAAGCGCCGGGAAAGUCCUUGCUCGAGGGGAGAGCUGAUGAAGGGGCUGCUGUGUGGGCUGCUGGUGUGUGUCUUUCCUACAGUUCUCAGCACCAACAUACUGCUCGUCAGCAACCUGGACACACUGGCUGUGUACGUUGUGAAACAUCUGCUCACUCCGCUGCGAGCUAAAUGACAGGUUAAGACAGAUGCGUGUUCCCACAGCUCACCUCAUGCCGAACAUUCCAAGGUUAUAGAAUUGCAAAAUCUGGAUGUUAGGUUUUUUUUUUUUUUAGCACAUAAUCUUCAGUUUUUGGUUUAUCCCGGUUAGGGUCAGUGUGGAAAUCCUGCACACACUCACCAGAUAUACAGAUGUGUACAUGAAGGAAACCGGAGAAUACGGUGGAAACUGACUUGGAGAACUGUUACGUCUUGUGGUGGUCCCAUCAGACAGCCUGUCCAACACACACACACACACACUUACAGCUAGAGGAAAUUCAGAAGCUUAAUUCAUUUACCAGCAUGUUUUUGGAGGAAAGGAAACCCCAAAACCCUGGAGGAAACCCAUAAGGCGAGGGGAAGAACAUGCGCAAAACCUCCUCACAGAAAAGGACACUGUGCACACAGGCUUUUGGACAUUGUAUCUGGUGAUGGUUAAGAUAUUGUCUCAUGAAUGAUGAAUAAAUGAUGUUAGCAA